Aspergillus nomiae NRRL 13137 is the source of this 318-nucleotide messenger RNA. RefSeq names its product DUF3759 domain-containing protein. The record is from RefSeq and is a predicted model, not a curated record. NCBI's taxonomy places the organism in Eukaryota, Fungi, Ascomycota, Eurotiomycetes, Eurotiales, Aspergillaceae. The transcript is spliced from 3 exons. The coding region runs from base 1 to 318 and encodes 105 amino acids.
AUGUCUUGGUUCGACGAACAGCACGAGAACGCCCAAGCCCACCGCGAGGUCAACGAGACCGAAGGCCACAAGGGACACUGGUCUCACCAAGUCAUCGGUGGUGCCGCCGCCUACGAGGCCAUGAAGGCCUACAACGACCACGAGGCGAAGAAUGGCAAGCCCCAGGACCAUGCCCAGGCUAAGCAGAUCGGCGCUGGUAUCGCCUUCGCAGCUGUCGAACGCCUCUUCGAGACCAAGGGUCUCGACUUCAUUGACAAGCAGAAGGCUCAGUACCACGCCAAGCAGCAGGUUGAGGAGGCCAUUGAGCGUCACUACUAA